CGGUAUACAUUGUUUAACAGUGUAGUGGUGUAGUUUUGCUGAGGUUAGUGGUUUACUAAUUCUAAUAUUGCUAUACCUAAAUAUUUGUUGUCACAUAUUCCUUUCUUUAUUUCUAACAGGCACAAAAAUAUGAACUAUCUAAGUAACUAACUAAGUACCUUUUUUUGUCCCAAUCAGUUGUUUUAUAUCAUCAAAUGUUUCUAGUAGUAACUUUAUAUCUGACAACAGCUGUAGUGUUCAUGUUACUAUGGUAACCUUGGGUGUCAAUGUGGUAAAUGAAGCUGAGUGUGUUGUAGUGUGAGGCAACAGUUAGAGUGAGUUCAUGGCUCAGGCUGGACACAUUGUUUUAGCUGAACUCAAUAAAUCAGAGGCUUGAGACAUGGACAACUGUGAUUUGGAGAAGCUCUCUGUUUCUGGCGGGAAGCUCCAUCCGGCGUUCACACCAGAAGUCACAGACUACAAAGUGUCGGUGGAGAGCAGUGUCAACAAAGUGACUCUGGACAUGGUUACCAGUGACUCUGGCGCUUCAUACAGAAUUCUCUUUGGUGACGGUUCCAGCUCCAUUAAACUGAAAGAUGGGUUGAACAGAGUGGAAAUCGAAGUCGUGGCUGAGGAUGGCACCACAAAGAAUUACAGCGUGGAAAUCAGUAAACUGUCAGCAAAGAUCGCAGAGCUCAGUGAUCUGGCUUUAGAAGGAGAUAUUCCACUGUACCCUGCAUUUUGCAACAAAGUCUAUGAAUACAACAGCACCGUUCCCUUUUAUUGUGAUGCAGUGACUCUGCUUCUCAAGGUGCCAGAUAGGAACAUAAAAGUUUCAGUGAACGGCGCGAGCAGCUCACAGCCCGUCCCUCUGAACGUUGGAGACACUACUGUAGAGGCGUCAGUCCGUUCAGCAGAUGGCAGUAUUUCACAGGUGUACACGGUGUUUGUGACUCGAGAGGUGAUUCCCAUGCCUGUGACCUUCACUGAUGGGAAGCAGCAGCUGGAAAGUGAAUGUCCAGUCUCCCUGAGUGCUUUUUACAGGCCCGUGUCCAUCAACCACAGUGAUCCAAAGAGCAUCUUUUCAAGGCCCUAUAUUGAGAUGCUCGCACGAAGGUCAAAAGUGGACCCUCUCACUGAUUGCCCCCUGGGAGACGGCUGGAAGGUGGUCGAACUGGACCUUGACGGGAGGAUGUCGGCCGCUCUAGUCAAGUGUUUCUUUUCUUACCGAGGAUGUGACAGCGUGAUGAAGCUGUCUGAGCUGGGGUCACACUCUUUGGACUGUCCACACAAGCCCACGGGGGACCUGGAUGCAAAGGAUGUAACAGAGACAGACUGGUAUAAGAAGAAUUUUGAAUCAUCCACGUGUUUGGAGAUGGAGACCAAACACACAUGUGAGAUGCGUAAGUGGGAGGAACGAAUGCAAAUGAUAGCGGGAGAAGACAAUGUGGAUAAGCUUUGUGCUUUGGCCCAAGACCACCUGAAACUCUACAGACAACACCUGCCAAAACCAGGAGACCAGUUGGAGUAUGAGGAUGACCAGUCUCCUCUGCAUAGCCUGGAGCAGGCUGCGGUCCUCUACGCAUCCGCCAUCAGACUCAGUUCCAGAGAUUCCAGGCUUCACCUCCAGCUGGGUCUGGUCCUGGAGGAGCAGCACUACGCUACGGAGAUGUUCGGCCUUCAGAGGAAGGCUGACAAGAACAAAGACGAAUUAAGCGAUGCGAAGUCAGCGUCACAUCAGGACGACAUCCUGGCUGUGUGUAAACUACACGGUUUCCUUGGUACGCCCACAGUGGAGAACCAGCUGCAGGCCCUGGACAAAGAGUAUCAUCUGCUUAAAGAUCAAGGACAGUCCAACAAGGCCGACUAUGUUCAGACACUUUACAUCUGGCUCUCAAAGAAAACUGGCAAGGAUAGCAACGCAGCCUUGAGAGACGAGGAGAGCAGUGUCCACCGAGCGCUCAUGAAGUACCUGGACGCCUGGUCUCUGAGUCCAGACAGCUGGGAGCACAGCCUCCAUGUAGGUAGGCUGCUGCUGCUACAGGGGAGGAGCAGGGAAGCUCUGCAGCACCUUCAGAGCGGCCUGGCACUACGUCCCCUACAUCCCGCACUCAGAUUCUUCACUGGACUGGCUCUUCUGCAGCAGGAGCAGAAAGCCUCAGAGGACACGGAGAAGGAGGCCGCUCUCUUUUUACAACAAGGGCUCGAACACUUUGUCAGCCAGUGCUGCAGCAAGAGCUGGGUGGAGCAGGGUCCAUCAGACCCUCUGUCCAGCUUCAAUACACAGUUCCUGCGAGGCCUUCUCACUCUGGGUCAGCUGCAGCAGAGAGACACACUGUCUGUAAAGGCCAUGAGCGCUGAACAAGUCUAUCACAUAGUAGCGGUGCUGACUGCCCAGAGAGUGAGUCAGUGUGUGUGUCGUGGGGAGGCGAUCAGGCAGCUGGAGUGGGUGCUGCUGGAUGCUCACUUUGCCCUGCUGCAGAGGCUGAUCCAGCAGGGUGAACACCAGGCUAAGACGGGCACAGAGCGGCAGUACCUGGUAGCGAAGAGGUGCCAGGCCCUCACAGCUCUCUUACGGCUCACCUCCAUCGCCCCCUGUCAGGAGUUGCUGGGCAUGCAGGAAAGAACAUGCCAUAUAGCUGUAGCGACCACACCACGGGACAGCCACGCCCUGUGCCGCUUGGGCCUGGCCCAGCUGGCUCAGUAUGACAGCAACCCCAACUCAGACAGGUCAAAGGAAGCCUUAAGCAAUGCCUGCCUCAGCUUCCAGGCCAGCAUUGAGCUGGAAAACAAGAGUCGGAGCGGAGAGCCACCUAAACAGCUGAGCAAACAAAAGUGGUGGCAGGACUGGCUGCAGGCGAAAAACGAGAAAGCUGACAGGCAGUCCAUCGCCCAGCCGGCUGGAGUGAAGGGGCCUUCUGAUACCAGUGUGGCAAAAAGAGGAGCUAGGCAGGGCAGGGGAGGGCUUAGUCAGGGACGGACGGCAGUAGCUGUAACUAAAGCUCCAGCUCUAGCUCCAGCCCCCAACAGGGGAGGCAAAGCUGCCCGGACUCCAGCCAAAACCCCUGCAGCCAGGGGGAGAGCUGGAGCAGUUGCCAAGCCAGACAGAUCUGCUAAACCUUCCAGCAACAGUACUAAACCCCAACACCCCUCCGACAAGUCCAAACAAGACUGCUGCCCUGAUACUGCUGAGGCAGCUGAGGCUGUUGUUUCAGAGCCUGCAGCGGUGGACGGUGCCAGUGAAUCCGGUCCACUGAACCGCAAAUCUCAUGUAUCACGACUGGGCUUGGCCCGAGCUCUCUCACGCUGCACAGACACCCAGGACCAGGCGAAGCAGCUCUACCAAGAGGUCAUCGCCGUGUCACCAGGGAUUCAUGAUGCCUACACUGAGCUAGUGCAGCUGCUGGAACCAUCCGAUCCUCAGGCUGCAGUGGACGUGUACUGCAGAUUCCCCCUGAAGCCUGUGGCAGAGCAAAGUUUUGACGACGCAUUCAUCACAGGAGAGAUCGUUCGCAUGCUGAUGUCACAGGAGCAGUAUGACCACCCGCAGCUGGGGCCCAACCUCGUAGCAUACGGCAAAGUCAUGGGCCUAAGUUGCAUAGAGAAAUACAUUGACAUAUUGGAUGGAAAGUCCAUGACCACACUGCUUAAGAGUGUGUACGCGAGGAUCCAUGAGAGACAGGAGGACGAUCCGGAGCUCCAGGACUUCUUCAGGUUCAAAUGCUGGAUAUGACGUUUGUAACAAUGCCCGAUUUCUUUUUAGGAGUCAGUGUUUUGUCUUGAGCUGGUAGUCAGUGUGUUCAUAAAAACUUAUUUCUUUUGACUUUACUAUUCCUGAUGUCAUAUUCUGCAAAGGUGAAUGUUUAAUUUGAAAACAGAGUUCUCAAUAAAAAUGUCACAUCAAAA
Mugil cephalus (flathead mullet) is the source of this 3885-nucleotide messenger RNA. RefSeq lists its product as uncharacterized. The transcript is spliced from 20 exons. The record is from RefSeq and is a predicted model, not a curated record. Lineage: Eukaryota; Metazoa; Chordata; Actinopteri; Mugiliformes; Mugilidae. Gene Ontology annotation, biological process: protein polyubiquitination; ubiquitin-dependent protein catabolic process. Gene Ontology annotation, molecular function: protein binding; ubiquitin protein ligase activity. Bases 380 to 3712 code for a protein of 1110 amino acids.